UCCCUCUAUCAAUAAGGGGCCCAUGUUUCCGUGACAUGGUCAGUGUGGAAUGCCGCUUUUAUGAUGUUGUUACCACUACAGUUAGAGCUGCUGGAAAUGGCGACUCGCUUAGAGUGUGCCAAAUACCGUACCUUUACAGGCGUGGUUAUUUGAGAAUCGACAUUAUUCUUAAUUACCCCAACGCUGCUCCCAUCGUUCAUCCAUACCACUGGCACUACGUGUACGAACUCGAGAAUUUUGGCCGUUCUCAAAUGCUAGUUGCCUCAGUCGAAAAUUCUGGUUCAGUUUCAUUGCAAUGGACUCCUUCCUACUUUGGUCACCCUUCGAUGCAGCUCCAACUAAACCUCGUGGAGUUGGACCUCUUUUCUGGAGAAUGGGAAGACAAAGGGGUGCUCAAGAACUUGGUUCCCAACUCGGGACGUUAUGUCGGCCAAGUGGAUAAUGUCGGUCUCCUCCAAGAAGCAACCGCAACUUUCCUCCUUGUCCUUCGACCUCUUGCACAACAAUUACCUCUAUCACUCAAAUACCUUCAUUCUGAGGCACAGUACACAAAUUAUGGCAAGACUGAAGCCGCAUACCAGCGACUUUGUAGCGAAUGGCAUCAAAGCGAUAAUGGUCCACCAAGGAAUUUAGAAAUAUGUCCCCCAUUCUACAGUCAAGCUGUUCGCGAUGGAAGGUUCUGGAGAGAAUCCAUGCCCAGAGAUGUAUUAAAUUUUUUCCACCCCGGAGCCCACCAUUCUUUUUUGCAGAGCAAUCCAAAUUCUGCAGGUGCCGGUCAGCAAUGUGUUUAUGGGCCCAGCCAGAUUUUGGUUGGAGCCCCUGGGGGAGGGUCGUGCGAUAGUGCUAGUCGUCUUAGUCUUACUGGAUAUGUGCGCCACCACCAACUAGACGUGACCCCCUGGUAUUUUUGUUGCAAGUAUUCAGGAAGUGCAGACUCAUGUCGACGCUAUUAUGAGAAACGUCCUUCCAAUUCGGGCGCUGGUUAUGUGCCCCCACGACCCGGAAGCGGGGGUGGAGAUCCGCAUAUGACCACAUUUGAUGGGGUGGAUUAUACGUUUAACGGGGUUGGAGAAUUUUGGAUGAUUAAACCUCGAUCUGGUUCACCCUACCCAAGGUUAUCUGUGCAGGGCAGGAUAGCAGAGUUGCAGGGAACAAAUGCCUCCAUCUUCACAGCAUUCGCUUUCAAGGAGUUUAUGAGUGCUUCGUCCUCUGCAUCAUACACCGUAAAGCUUGACAGUGACGGCUCUCUUCGAGCACUGCAUGUCUCAUCGGGGCGUCCAGAACCGGUUAAUAUUUCCAUUUCCGACAUUCCAUCCGACUGGGACACAUCCGACGGAGCACCGUGGACCAUAUCCGAUGAGACCAAUACCGUCUCAAUUUCCCUCUUUGUAACCACUACGAACAAUGUGAGACGGGUGUCCAUGGUCAGUCUCACCUUCACCUCUGGCUUCUCCUUCUCCAUCAGCAUUCUUUCUAUUAGUGAAAAAGCACUCAACAUUUUGAGCAGCGCUGAUAUCUCUGCGUCCACUAAAGGAUACACUGGACUAUUUGGAAAAUAUGACAAUAUCACAACCAACGAUCUAGAGGGUCAAGACUUAGUAGUGACUGCACCUGAUGCUAACCUCGAAGUGAUACACAAUGCGUUUGGAAUGACAUGGUUGACAAAGGAAGUCGAAACUGUGUUUGUGUAUGACGAAGGGGAAACUCAUUCCGACUUUCCAGACACAGACUUCACACCUUCAUUCGUUGAAGUGAAUAUUGACGACGUCCCCGAAGUCAUUGCAGACUUGUGCGGCGAUUCUAAAGCUUGUCGCUUCGAUUAUGUUAGUUCCGGUGGCGACUAUUCCUUUGCUGAAGGCACAAAAGAGUUCGUAGAAGAAUUUGAAGAAGUUAAAGAAGCUCAUGACCUCGUGCUGAUAUUUUGCCCCGAACUGACACCCCCAGAAAAUGGAUACUACACCGUUCCCAACUUCCUCAACGGGUCAAUCGCCACAUUCUCCUGUGAUGGGAGCUACAUUCUCGACGGUUCAGAAGAGUUGGUGUGCAACGAUUCUGGAGCAUGGUCAGGUUCAGAGCCGAAAUGCGUUUUCAAGGACAGGGAUAUCAUCGUUGGAGGAGGAAUUGUGCCAGUGUCAUCCUCACUCUUGAUUAUCUUGUCGAUAGGAGUCUUACCAAGAUUGCUGCUCCUGUAAAAUUUGUAAAAUCAUUUAUUCACAAAGUUUUAUCUAUCUCUGUAAAUAUAUUUCACAAAAAUAAAUUAUUUUAUAAAUGCAUAAAAA
Messenger RNA from Folsomia candida, 2279 nucleotides. Its product is annotated as sushi domain-containing protein 2. The transcript has 3 exons. Bases 36 to 2192 code for a protein of 718 amino acids. Lineage: Eukaryota; Metazoa; Arthropoda; Collembola; Entomobryomorpha; Isotomidae. The record is from RefSeq and is a predicted model, not a curated record.